GGUCUCGCGGUGGACUCUCUAGGCCCGCGGCGGCUCGAUGGUGACGGUGGCCUAGGUGGCUGCGGAUCUGAACGGUGGCGGGAGCUGUUUGCCGGGCUGGCUAGCGUUUGGGACCUUCAGGGUGUUCUUCUUGGGGCUGGACUGGCAGGGGCUUUGAGGGGUCGGACGUCACCCACAGCCUGGCGCCCGGGGAUCCCCUUAGUGGCCGCUGUGCGGCGAGCAGGCCGCAGUCGCGUUCUCCGGCAGGCCAGGUUUUCAGACAUCUUCCGGCAGAGGAGCAUCCUUCUCUCGAAGCCGGCGGGACCGUGGACCAUCCAUGCCUCUCCUAACCCAGUACAACGAGGAGGAGUACGAACAGUACUGCUUAGUGGCCAGCCUUGACAACGUUAGGAAUCUCUCCACUGUCUUGAAAGCCAUUCAUUUCAAAGAACACGCCACGUGUUUUGCUACCAAAAACGGAAUCAAGGUUACAGUGGAGAAUGCAAAGUGUGUCCAAGCAAAUGCCUUUAUUCAGGCUGACGUGUUUCAGGAAUUUGUCAUUCAGGAAGAAUCUGUUACUUUUCGAAUUAACUUAACUAUCCUUUUAGACUGUUUAUCUAUUUUUGGAUCAAAUCCUACACCAGGGACUAUAACUGCACUUCGGAUGUGUUACCAAGGUUAUGGUCACCCACUGAUGCUAUUUCUAGAAGAAGGAGGAGUGGUGACAGUCUGCAAAAUUACCACUCAGGAGCCUGAGGAGACACUGGAUUUUGAUUUCUGCAGCACCAAUGUUAUGAAUAAAAUUAUCCUGCAGUCAGAGGGGCUCCGGGAAGCCUUUUCUGAGUUGGACAUGACAGGUGAUGUCCUACAGAUCACCGUGUCUCCUGACAAGCCCUAUUUCAGGUUGUCUACUUUUGGAAAUGCAGGAAACUCCCAUCUUGACUAUCCCAAAGAUUCUGACUUGGUGGAAGCGUUUCACUGUAAUAAGACCCAGGUCAACAGAUACAAGCUGUCUCUACUGAAGCCCUCUACAAAGGCACUAGCUUUAUCCUGUAAAGUGUCUAUCCGGACAGAUAAUCGAGGGUUCCUCUCCUUACAGUACAUGAUUAGAAAUGAAGAUGGGCAAAUAUGUUUUGUGGAAUAUUACUGCUGCCCGGAUGAAGAAGUCCCUGAAUCCUAAAUAAUUCACUGAAUAUUUGUGUCUUUUUUUUUUUUUUUUUCCAAGACAGGGUUUCUCUGUGUAACCUUGGCUGUCCUGGAACUCACUCUGUAGACCAGGCUGUCCUGGAACUCAGAAAUCCACCCGCCUCUGCCUCCCAAGUGCUGGGAUUAAAGGCGUGUGCCACCACCGCCCGGCUGAAUAUUUGUGUCUUUAUAGUUGGAGUUCUCACUCUGACUCUCUAACCUUGAUGAUUUCAUUUUGGACUGUAUAGAGAGAUGCAUGGAGAAAAUAGGAGCAAGGUCCCAUUCUGUAAAUAGUUUUUAUUUUGUCAAUAAACUUUUCAUAUACCCAUAAA
This is a messenger RNA of Mus pahari (shrew mouse), 1496 nucleotides long. It is a transcript of the gene Rad1, whose product is annotated as RAD1 checkpoint DNA exonuclease. Gene Ontology annotation, cellular component: checkpoint clamp complex; nucleus. NCBI's taxonomy places the organism in Eukaryota, Metazoa, Chordata, Mammalia, Rodentia, Muridae. The record is from RefSeq and is a predicted model, not a curated record. Bases 317 to 1159 code for a protein of 280 amino acids. Gene Ontology annotation, biological process: DNA damage checkpoint signaling; DNA repair. The transcript has 6 exons. Gene Ontology annotation, molecular function: 3'-5' exonuclease activity.